CGGGGCCCAGGGCUAGCCUAGCCCAGGGCACAGCCUGGGGAUUGAAAUGCCCCAGGCGUUGUGGGGCACACAAAGCGCACGCGCAGCAGGUUGGGUAGCCUCAGCAUCAAGUAGCGGCGGUUUUGGCAGCAGCAUCCGCAAGAGGUGUGGACAGGUCCUGCCUGACCCCACCCUGGAAAGUCCUUUUGAAGAAAUGGCCCUGGUGAGGGGCGGCUGGCUGUGGAGACAGAGCUCCAUCCUCCGCCGCUGGAAGCGGAACUGGUUCGCCCUGUGGCUGGAUGGGACCCUGGGCUACUACCGCGACGAGACUGCGCAGGAUGAGGAGGACCGUGUGCUCAUCCAGUUCAACAUCCGCGAUAUAAAGAUUGGCCAAGAGUGCCAUGAUGUGCAGCCCCCAGAGGGCCGGAGCCGAGAUGGCCUGCUGACCGUGAACCUGCGGGAGGGCUCCCGUCUCCACUUGUGUGCAGAGACCAAGGAUGAUGCUAUAGCGUGGAAGACGGCACUGCUGGAGGCAAACUCCACCCCGGCCCCAGCUGGAGCCACCGUCCCUCCCAGGAGCCGCCGAGUUUGCCCCAAGGUCAGGUGUGUGACCAGCUCGUGGAGCCCCUGUAAGGUUGAGAGGCGGAUCUGGGUGCGUGUCUACAGCCCGUACCAGGACUACUAUGAGGUGGUACACCCCAACGCGCAUGAAGCCACAUAUAUCCGCAGCUACUACGGACCGCCCUAUGCAGGCCCCGGCGUGACGCACGUGGUAGUGCGGGAGGAUCCCUGCUACAGUGCUGGAGCUCCACUGGCCAUGGGCAUGCUUGCCGGGGCUGCCACAGGUGCAGCCCUCGGCUCGCUCAUGUGGUCGCCCUGCUGGUUCUGACCCCUGGGACUCAGAGUGUGGACCCUGCGCAUAGACCAACAAACCCCUGUUAUUACUUAACCCCACCCAUUGCUACUCUAAGCUCUGCCGUACUUUGGCUCCUUCUUCUCCAUUGGCCGCUUCUGGACUUGGAUCAUCCAUCCCACUGCCCAACACUAUACUGGAAGAAGCUAUCAUCCUAGGCACAAACAUAGCUCAAAAUCCUUGUAUCUCCUGCCGACACCCCAGAAUUUUGUUAUAGACAUAUAUGGACAGGUUUCCUGCAAAUAUACUAAGACACAGAAAACACAGCUCAUGUGAUUCAAAGUCCCACGUGCUGGAGACACUGGAGUCAGAUUCUUUCCUCCAGCUGCUCCAGGGUUUGUAGGAAAAACAGAAGUAAAUAAACACUUGACAAGGCCGACAUCCAUCCUUUGGCCCAUGAAGGUAAAAGCAGACGAAGGUAGGCUAGGAGUAGGGUUGUUGGCAAGAGUGCAGAGCAGUAAAUAUCUUGGCAUGUCCAAGGACUUAAGAGUUCAUUUAGGCUGAGGUGAGGACUGGGAUCAGAUCAUGAUGGACCUCUAGGCUAAAGAGCUUGCUGGAUAAAGGCGAGAUGUAAGCUCUUUGAAGGGAAGUUUCAGGAUUGUGCCUAUAAUGAAUAUAUUGCCUGUUUUGCUAAUAUUGAUACAUACUCAAAUCCAAAACACUCUCUGAAGUUAGCCCCAUCCUUUCUACUAUCAGCUUCCUGGGUCCCUUGUUCCUUCAGUGCUCAGAAAACAUCUAUUCCCUGUGUUAGGCUGCCUGGGGCAGCAAUCGAGCUGAAGCUGGGGUCUCCUUGCUGGGGGGCAGAUGAGCUCUGUUUGGAACCUCCAGCCCUAGGAUGGUGCCUCCAUCAGGAAAUGCAUUCCUGGUCCCCAGGAACUUGGACCUGUCUCCAUAGCUGUGGCUGUCAACCAUCUCAGGCUUUGUCUUUUCCUUCACUCUGGGAGAGAUGGCAGUAUUCACCUAUUGGGCCUGAUCCACUGGGAAGCCUCACACGUGCCUUCCUGUCAGGUGGCCCAGCAGUCUCUCCAUUUGGCUUGCUUCCAAUUUCUUUUCCCAUUCUGUACUAAUAGAAGUGCUAAAAUUCCUGGCCAGUAGCCAGAGUAGCCUGCUAAAGUUCCCUUGUAAACAGGGGCUCCAAUGGCCCUGCGGCAGAGACUAAUAAAGAUGUGAUUGGCUCUA
This is a messenger RNA of Mustela erminea (ermine), 2071 nucleotides long. It is a transcript of the gene PLEKHB1, whose product is annotated as pleckstrin homology domain containing B1. Gene Ontology annotation, cellular component: membrane. The transcript is spliced from 8 exons. Bases 47 to 868 code for a protein of 273 amino acids. The record is from RefSeq and is a predicted model, not a curated record. Gene Ontology annotation, biological process: regulation of cell differentiation. Lineage: Eukaryota; Metazoa; Chordata; Mammalia; Carnivora; Mustelidae.